Messenger RNA from Symbiodinium necroappetens, 1341 nucleotides. The record is from the annotation of a GenBank genome assembly. NCBI's taxonomy places the organism in Eukaryota, Dinophyceae, Suessiales, Symbiodiniaceae.
AUGGAAGGUCGGUCCAUAGUAGUGUCUGAAGAUGGUACUGAGAACGAGGUUGUCCGGAUAGGAUGCAAGUUCGGUUACCCAUCGGACUUGUUGGAGCUCGGCGAGGAAAUCGGCAGCGGCGCCGCUGCGAAGGUCUAUGUUUGCCGACGGCUUAGGACUGGCGAAGAGCUUGCCGUCAAGGUAAUCAACCUAGCCAAGCUCAUGCUCAUGGGUGACUACGAAAGUCACCUGGUAAAGAUGAACCGUGAGGUGCAGAUCCUUCAAGGACUACAUCAUUCCAGGAUCGUCAACCUCCACGAUGUACACAGAACGAAGCAAUGGGUGUUUUUAGUCAUGGAACUGGUCAGGGGCGGUGAGCUUUUUGACGCAAUUGUGAGCAGCAAGACCCUCAACGAAGUUGAGGCCAAGUACAUCUUCCGCCAACUGCUGGAGGGUGUGGGCUACAUGCACUCCAAGAACGUCAUUCAUCGAGACCUGAAGCCUGAGAACAUUUUGAUCGGCUCGAGCAUGGAGCUGCCUCCCCCGCUGACGGGAACCUUGAGAGAGGUGAAGAUUGCAGAUUUCGGCCUCUCCAAGAUCAUCAACGAGGGCUCGUCUCUCGCAAAGACCUUUGUCGGGACACCCCAGUAUUGGGCGCCUGAGGUCUUGAACGUGCAGAGGGGCGGCGGGGUCUACACGCAAGCAGCUGACUUCUGGAGUUUGGGUGCCGUCCUCUUCGUGAUGUUGGGUGGUCGCUACCCGUUUGACGGGAAGGCAAUGCCACUGGAGGAGCAGAUCCGAACUGCCAGCUACAGCAUGACUUCUCCCGCUUGGCAGCGGGUGUCUGAGGAAGCGAAGGACAUGGUCCGAGGUUUGCUGAAGGUCAACCCGAACGACAGGCUCAAACUGGAGGACUGCAUAGUUCAUCCUUGGAUGGGGGGAGGCGGUGUGCCACCAGCGUUGGACUUACCAAGGGAAGGGCUGAAGAUGCCCACAGAUCUCUUUGCGGAGGCUCCUGCAGCCCCUGUGCCUAUUGUCACUCAUCCACCCUCAACGAGUGAUCUUUCAGCAAGAUCAGACAGCUGGGGCAGCCGUCCCAAGGAGAAGGCCAAGAGCGGCAGCUCCGCGAAGGCGGCUGGAACGCCUGCCUCCGAUGCAUCAGCGACCGCGCAGUUGCCCGUGCUAGGGGUUCCAAUGGUCAGCGUAAAUGCAGAACCAGAGCAGGACGAGGAGCUCAUCUUUUGUCUGAACGAGCUUCUCAAGCUUCAGGUGUCCAUCUCCAGCUCCCUGGAAGUGGCCUGCCUGGCUUUCCGGCAUGCGGACAGAGACUUGUCCGACAACAUCCGCCGGGCCUUUAACGAG